Molecule: messenger RNA, 1255 nt
Organism: Macadamia integrifolia
Lineage: Eukaryota; Viridiplantae; Streptophyta; Magnoliopsida; Proteales; Proteaceae
Product: alpha-latroinsectotoxin-Lt1a-like
Exons: 2
Coding region: 130-834 (234 amino acids)
Molecular function (GO): protein binding
Source: RefSeq, a predicted model, not a curated record
UCUGAUCUACACGCAUGGAAUCCACACAGGUUUAUAAAUUCAGAACAACCUGUAUAUAUGAGACAGAUAGAGGACUAAGCUGUUAAACUCAGAGAGCAGCCAGCCUUACAAGAGAGAGAGAGAGAGACCAUGAAUUCAGACUUGUAUAAUGCCGCAGCUGGAGGUGAUAUUGAGACCCUAAAGAGAAUAUCAAACUCAGAACUACUGGAAUCCCAAGAAACCCCUCAAAAGAACACAGUCCUUCAUGUUGCAGUACAAGUUGCAUCAGCAAGAAAUGAGAAGGGACCAUAUUUUGAGAAAGAAAAGAUUGAGGAGAUAUGCAAAAUAUGUCCAGCCCUUAUCCGAAGAGUAAACUCGAAAGGUGAUACUCCGCUGCACAUCGCCGCAAGGGGAGGCCGAUCAGACAUAGUGAAACUACUAGUUGAUGAAGAUGCUAUUCCGCGAUCGCUAGUGACAAUGGUGAAUUCGAAGAAAGACACGGCCCUGCAUGAAGCCCUUAGAAAUCACCAUCUCUUCGAUCGGAAAUAUCAGAAUGAGUACCUUGAGGUAGUGAAGACGUUGUUACAAAAAGAACCAGAAUUGUCCAAUUUCAUCAAUGAUGCAGGUGAAAGCCCAGCUUUCAUGGCUACCAGGGAAGGACUAUGUGACUUCUUGGUUGUGAUCUUAAAUUUGGAUUGUUGCAAAGAAUAUGGUGGCCCAGGCAAAAGCACUGCUUUGCACGCAGCAGUUCUUUUAAGGGAAGAUGGAGAAAAGACUGGCAUUUAUGAUUAUAUCCAAUCAGCAAAGACAGCAGGAGGAACAAGAAACAUAGGUAUGUCGUUGUUACUUAUAUAAAAGGAGGACUCAACUACAUCAUACCAUUUGUGAUAUGUUUAGAUCAAUGAAGAGGAGCACCCCGGGUGUAACUCCGCUGGUCCAAAGGCGUUGUGUGUUAACAAACGUCUUCAGUUCAAAUCUUUCCACAACUGAUUAGUUACAUGGGUUAGGUGUAGCUGCGUGUAACUGGGGAAAACCUGUGAGCUUGAACUAUAAAAGUAGGUAGAUUCAAGGAAUUAUUAGAAAGUGGUGAGAAAAAAAAUUAAUCAAAGAGGUCCCACCAUAAGGGUUUACAAAUUUUUAACUAAUAUAUUUCUAGAUGUUCCACCAUAUUUCUAUGGUGACUCAAAUGGUGGAACUGAAAUUUUGUAAACAUAUAAGGAGAAAGUUUUCCUUCACCUAUAGGGUUUUAGUAUAUUCCCAAAAUACCCUCCCAGUG